UUCUCUGUCACACACACACUCACUCACUCACCUAACGCACGCACGCACGCACACUGGUGAUCCUCUCCAUAUCCCUAUUCUCCUCUGCCGCUUCCGCUGCCGCCUGUAAUAAUAGUCCUUCACUACUCAAUACAUUUAGAUCAAAGGGGGCUUAAUUGUGAGAGCAUAAUGUCUGGUGGGCCCUCUUUUGCUAAAUUUCCAAGGUGUCAAGUAGCUUACACAGAAGCCGUCCCAAUUCAAUCCGUCGCUCCCACUGCAGAACCCGAAAACAAAAAGAAAACUGAAUAUUCUUUCAAAAUCCCAAAAGGGCCAAACAAAACCACAAAGAACAAGCCUUGUAUUUCUAAAAAGUCAAAGAAAAAGACCACCUUAAAACCAAAUGUCAAGAGAAAGGAUUUUGACGUCGUUUAUGAAGAAUCAAAAUACGAUUUUUCCAAGCUACCUCCUCCUGUAUGUUCUUGCACGGGUGUUGCUAGACAGUGUUAUAAAUGUGGGAUUAAUGGAUGGCAAUCUUCUUGUUGUACCUCUAAAAUAUCUGUUUUUCCCCUCCCAACGAGGUCAUUGAGGCCUGGGGUGCGUGUCGGUGGAAGGAAAAUGACUCUUGGUGCAUACCGGAAGCUACUUUGUAAGCUAGCAAGCCAAGGUUAUGAUCUUUCUCAUCCGGUUGACCUCAAGGCACACUGGGCUAAACAUGGUACUAAUAACUUUGUUACAUUUAAGUAAAAUUAUUAGUUAGUAUAUGCUACUAGAGUUUUCGAUGUUGUGGUAAAGCUAGUUUCAAUGUUUCAAGACUAUUGUUACCAUGUCUUUUCUGCUGUUAAUAUUAACAUGGUUUGGUUUUA
This is a messenger RNA of Erigeron canadensis, 842 nucleotides long. Its product is annotated as protein BASIC PENTACYSTEINE7-like. Gene Ontology annotation, cellular component: nucleus. NCBI's taxonomy places the organism in Eukaryota, Viridiplantae, Streptophyta, Magnoliopsida, Asterales, Asteraceae. The transcript has 2 exons. Gene Ontology annotation, biological process: response to ethylene. The record is from RefSeq and is a predicted model, not a curated record. Bases 169 to 723 code for a protein of 184 amino acids. Gene Ontology annotation, molecular function: DNA-binding transcription factor activity; sequence-specific DNA binding.